UACCCCCAGCCUCCCAGCCUUUGCCAGACCCUCUUUCCCAGCCGCUCAGCUCCCAAUCUCUCUUCAGCUCCCCGUUCCUUGCCGCUCCCCGCCGACUCUCCCUGAAGCCCCAGCAGGGCACCCACACCACGAAUCCAGGACAAGGAUGAGGAGACUGAAGGGCCUGGCAGAACCCCACGCAGCUCCUCGGUGGCUCAGAGCGCGCGCAGGCCCUCCCCGCUCCCAGCCAGAGGCAGCAUGGUCUAUGAGGCACCAUGGGGCCUGACAGAGUGACAGCCAGAGAACUGUGCGAGAACGACGACCUUGCCACCAGCCUGGUCCUGGACCCCUACCUGGGCUUCCGCACCCAUAAGAUGAACGUCAGCCCUGUGCCCCCCCUGCGGCGACAGCACCACCUGCGCUCAGCGCUGGAGGCUUUCCUGAGGCAGCGGGACCUGGAGGCUGCGUACCGGGCCCUGACGCUGGGAGGCUGGAUGACCCACUACUUCCAGAGCCGGGGCCCGCGGCAGGAGGCUGCCCUCAAGACCCACAUCUACCGCUACCUCCGAGCCUUCCUGCCUGAAAGUGGCUUUACCAUCCUGCCCUGUACCCGCUAUUCCAUGGAGAGGAAUGGAGCCAAGAUUGUGUCUACCCGAGCUUGGAAGAAGAACGAGAAGCUGGAGCUGCUGGUGGGCUGCAUCGCCGAGCUGCGGGAGGCCGACGAGGGACUGCUGCGGGCCGGUGAGAACGACUUCAGCAUCAUGUACUCCACCCGCAAGCGCAGCGCGCAGCUGUGGCUGGGCCCCGCAGCCUUCAUCAACCACGACUGCAAACCGAACUGCAAGUUUGUGCCCGCAGAUGGGAACUCAGCCUGCGUGAAGGUGCUCCGGGACAUUGAGCCAGGGGACGAGGUGACCUGCUUCUAUGGCGAAGGCUUCUUUGGUGAAAAGAAUGAGCACUGUGAAUGCUAUACCUGCGAGAGGAAAGGGGAGGGGGCUUUCCGCCUGCAGCCCCGGGAGCUCCUGCCACCUCGGCCCCUGGACAAGUACCAGCUCCGGGAGACCAAGCGUAGGCUGCUGCAGAGGUUGGGCGGUGGCCGACUGACCCCAAGGUCCUGUGCCCACCGGUUUCCUCUGCGCCAGGACCCAUUCUGCGCGGCCUGCCAGCCCCUGCGACCCCCGUCCUGCAGCACCAGCCCCGAUGCCUCUCCCCUCUGGCUCCAGUGGCUGCCUCAGCCCCAGCUCUGGGUGCGUCCCCGGAGACGCCGUCGCCCGCAGCCCCGGCGGGUCCCCAUGCUCCCCAUUCUCCGUACUGCUCGAGUCUCCCUGCACCGGUGGGGAGGCUGCAGCCCCCACUGCUGCCUGCAGGCGGAGGCUGCGGUGGCCCUGGACCAGGCCCCCCGCGCCCGCUGGACGGCCCAGCAGGACUGGCGCUGGGCCCGGCGCUAUGGGCUGCCUUACGUGUUGCGUGUGGACCUGAGCCGAGUGGUGCCAGCCCCACCUGCCACUCUCACCCCCACCCUCGCUCCUGUCAGGACCCCAGGCCCCAUCUCCAUCCCCAAGCAAGCCCUCGCCUUUGCGCCCUUCUCCCCACCCAAGCGCCUGAGGCUGGUGGUCAGCCAUGGCUCCAUCGACCUGGAUGUCAACAGUUAGGGGCCGUGUUGGCCUGGACAGGGCUCCUGUCUCGCAUCCCCAGCCCCGAGUGCUCGGGGACUCACUGACCUCCAGAAGGAGCUCUCGGACCUCUAAGAGGGAAAUGCCCCUUGACCCCAGCACAGCUCCGACCUGGGGGUGGGGUUGCUUUGGACAUCCCCAGGGAUUGGACCCCUGACCCUUUGUGACUGCUGACCCCUGAGCCACCCCAGCCCCAGCAGGGAGCCCUGGCCAUUGCUGCCCUCCGCACUCCCAGCCCCAGCCUCAGGACUGAAGAAGCCGGUCCCUGUCCCGCCCCCUCCUCCUGCCCAGGGAGCAAAGCCAUAGGGAGCAGAGGCCACCCCUGGCAACUCCCCAGAAGCCCAGGCCUUGGGAGGAGGGGAACUGACUUGGGGGCUGGGGGUGGCAGUUUCUGGAGACUGCCCCAUGGAGGGGAGUGAGUGUACUCUCAGCUCUGCAGCUGUCUGAGGUUGGGGGUGAGGUGGGGGGGGGCGUCCACACGUCCUCACCACCCCGCGGGUCUCAGGGAGGCUGGGUGUGACCUCAUCUUUCUCAUGGUGCUAUCCCUGGUGCUACUGGGGUGUGGGGGCUCCCUCCCCCCACACUGGAAUGGGGUAUGUUGGGGAAUUGGAAGCACUUGAACUUUUUAUUUUAUUAAAACCUUGUU
Messenger RNA from Artibeus jamaicensis (Jamaican fruit-eating bat), 2298 nucleotides. It is a transcript of the gene KMT5C, whose product is annotated as lysine methyltransferase 5C. Gene Ontology annotation, cellular component: nucleus. The transcript is spliced from 9 exons. Lineage: Eukaryota; Metazoa; Chordata; Mammalia; Chiroptera; Phyllostomidae. Gene Ontology annotation, molecular function: histone H4K20 methyltransferase activity; protein binding. The record is from RefSeq and is a predicted model, not a curated record. The coding region runs from base 255 to 1631 and encodes 458 amino acids.